Messenger RNA from Clonostachys rhizophaga, 795 nucleotides. Lineage: Eukaryota; Fungi; Ascomycota; Sordariomycetes; Hypocreales; Bionectriaceae. The record is from the annotation of a GenBank genome assembly.
CACCAGGCGUCCUCGACAUCAACAACCACGCCGAGCAAGCAUGCGUUCACUCAGCGCGUGCAGGAUGUUCGAUGCCCCAAGAGUGACAUCAACGCAUUGAUCCUGGACUACUUGACCAUGGAAGGCUAUUCCAUGGCUGCUGCCAAGUUCUCAAAGGAAGCCAACCUGCAACCCCAGCAGGAUGAUGCGUCGAUUCGAUCACGGCAAGAGAUCCAGCACUAUAUUCAUAUAGGGAAUUUCGAAGCCGCUAUCGAGUCCUUGAACGAGUAUGACCCCGCGAUUCUUGAUGAAGAUGAGUCGUUGCAUUUUGCGCUUCUGCGACUGCAGCUGGUUGAACUCAUCAGGGUCUGCAAUGGUGACGGCGGUGACAUCACAGAAGCCCUAAAAUUUGCUCAGGAGCAUCUUGGUCCUCGUGCACCUGUUAACCCUCAAUUCCUGGAGGACCUAGAAAAGACAAUGGCCCUGCUUCUUAUUCCACAGGAGUCUCUUGAACCUCCAUUGGCUGCUCUGCUCGACCCCUCGAUUCGACGGGAAACUGCCGAUCGAGUAAAUCGGGCUAUCAUGGAGAGGCAGUCUAGAAGAGUUAUAGCCGGAAUCCGCAAUCUUGUGAAAAUGCGAUGCUGGGCCGAGAACACAGCUCGAGAUUCGGGAGUUCCUCUUCCUGACAACAUUGAUAUUGGCCUGCAUGGAGAUGAUUCUGAUUCGCUCUCCAACUCCCUUACCCACUCGGAGAAUGGACGCCACUUCGAUAAUGGAACACAUCAUGAGAAUGGCCAUGAGCCUAUGAUUACGACC